AUUAAUUAACGGCUUGACAAGUUGUACUGGAACGCACUGCACGACAGCGCAUGCUGCAGAAUUCCGUUGAUAAGGUUGAACACCGUUGUUGUGCCAUUACAUAUGCAAAGUGCAACAACACCUGAAAAGUGCCAACUCUCAUCGUCGUGGGUGCAAGCUUCAAGAAUUUUAGUGGAAAGCAUCGUCCACCACUGAUGCCGCUUUUUUUUAUGUUAUUCGCUUCGUUUUUCGAUCGACAAAAUGCCGUACGGAAAUCCACACAAUAAAGGGGAAGAUGCCGAAGAAACUGUCUUCGAUGUGUCCAUGCACCGGCAACAGCCGCAACCGCCCAGUUACAAUGGCAAAAAUACACCGCUGAUGACGGAAACAUUUGUCACCUCCGAUCCGGAAGAAGGGAUUGCGAUGAACGGACAUCACCAUCAUCAUAUAGAUCCGGCUGAUAUUCCCUAUGAAGACCGGUGUGGGAUAGCCUGCUGCAAACCGAACUGGCUGCAGAAACUGCGCAAUAUGAAGGUGUUUUUGUUGGUGUUUAUUAUUACCGGCCUAACGCAAGGAAUGUAUUAUUCGUACUGGAACAUGUCUUUGUCAUCCAUUGAGAAACGAUUCCAAAUUCCUAGCCGUACUACGGGGAUUAUUACUGCAAUUAACGAUGUCAGUCACAUUGCUGUGGUGUUACUUGUUGCACAUUUCUGCGGGAAGGGACACCGUCCACGCUGGCUAGCGGUGUCCAGCCUCUUGUUGGGCAUUGCCAUUCUGACCUUUGCCACGCCGGAACUCUUCGCUCCCAAAUGGGAUGCCGAGAAUAUUCGUAUGGACAAUUCCAGUAUCGAUAAGGAGAUUUGUCUGAAUGAAGCACAGGCCCAAGAGACCGCUGAUAAGUGCGAUGCCGAAUCACAGGCCAUACGCAACGAUAACAUGUGGGCUUUGAUCCUGCUGGGUGUUGCCCAGGUUUUACUGGGAAUCGCCACAACUGCCCCGAUUGUGCUGGCGAUGCCGUUUAUCGAUGACAACGUGGAGACCAAAAAUACCGCUGUAUAUUUUGCGCUUGGACUGGCUGGACGUCUUAUUGGUCCGUUGAUUGGUGUUUUCGUGGGCUCGUUUAGCCUUUCAACAUACGUUGACCUUACCAAAAAACCUAACAUUGCGCAAACCGAUCCCAGAUGGAUGGGAGCAUGGUAUUUGGGAUUUGUCCUAAUAGGAUCUCUUGUCUGUUUGACCUCGACUUUAUACUGGUUUUUUCCGCGACACCUAUCAAAUGAAUACCUUGUUAAACAUGGCAAACGGAAAAUAUCCCGAGUUAGCGCAACAUCACAGCAAGAGCAAAGCCUUUCACAGAAGCUGGCUGUUCUUCCUAGAGAUAUGAAGCGGCUGCUUGUGAACAAAGUUUUCAUGUGUCGGUUAAUCAACGACUGCAUCGAUAUGCUGGUCGUGUCCGGGUAUUUCAAUUUUUCAUCCAAAUAUAUUGAAUUCCACUUCCGUAUGUCGCCCGCACAGGCCGGCAAAGCCAGCGGUUUAUCAAGCAUCCUAGCCAUGGGUUUAGGAGCGGCGGUCGGCGGGCUGAUUGUCCGGCGUUUCAAGAUGACACCAAAGCAAAUCGCCAUAGGAUUGGCCAUCUCAUCCUUCCUGAUCUCCAUUUGUUACUUUUUCCUCAUGCUCAUCCGAUGUGAACCGCGAAAUUUACACAGCAUCCCCGGUCCUGAUGAAAUGCUGAUUGUCGACACGAUGUGCAGUAAUGGGUGCAAUUGUGCCGGGAAGUCGUUUUCUCCGGUUUGUGACGAACUGACCCAAACCAACUACUACUCUCCAUGCCACGCUGGGUGUACUGCAACGGUCACACGUGGCAUGGGACAAAAGUUUUAUGAAAACUGUCAAUGUCUUCUCAAUAUUACGGCACCUCAAUGGAUUCAGCCGGCUAGUCCAACUCCCACGUCACUGUGGACACGCUUGACCACCACGUUGGAGGAUCUGGUCAACGGUCCACCGGCAGAUGUUAAGUACCCCGGCGCCACCGUUAAACGCGGUUUCUGCGAAGGCGGCUGCAGUGGAUUCUGGACCUAUGUGGCCAUCAGCGCUUCUUUCAAAUUUAUCGGGAUGCUACCGUUCUCUGGAAACACCAUGCUUUCCUUCCGAAUUGUUGAACCGGAUCUCAAAGCCUUAUCCAAAGCCCUGCAAACAUUUUGCGCUUCUCUUUUCGCUUUUAUUCCUGGUCCGAUUAUUAUGGGAGCACUCAUCGAUUCCACAUGUCGUUUAUGGAACACCCAAGCGUGCGGUCAGAGAGGAGCCUGCUUGAUCUAUGAUUUAGACAGUCUGCGCUACAAAAUGCACCUCUAUGUUGGAGUUAUAAAGACGUUGGCCUGCAUUAUGGAUAUUUAUGUUAUUUUCAAAGUGAAAAAUUUAUCCUUUGACCGAGAACCCGAGAAAAGAAAAGAAGAUGAGGAGAAAACCGAACUGCAGGCUUCCACUGUAGCCACCAUCGGAAGCGCAAGAGAUCUUACGAAUUAUGACUAAAUUUAGGAAAAGUUUGUAUUCCUACUUUUUGGCAGCGGUUUCGUUAUUUCAUAACUGCGUAAAUGUAAAACUAACUCGCGUCUAUUUGAAAUAUGUGGUGUAAAUAAAUCUGUGAUUCGUGCA
Messenger RNA from Paramacrobiotus metropolitanus, 2631 nucleotides. RefSeq names its product solute carrier organic anion transporter family member 74D-like. The transcript has 15 exons. Gene Ontology annotation, biological process: transmembrane transport; sodium-independent organic anion transport. Gene Ontology annotation, molecular function: protein binding. Lineage: Eukaryota; Metazoa; Tardigrada; Eutardigrada; Parachela; Macrobiotidae. Gene Ontology annotation, cellular component: membrane. The record is from RefSeq and is a predicted model, not a curated record. Bases 241 to 2508 code for a protein of 755 amino acids.